GGCUGGUUGAGCAUUAACAAUGGCCCUUUCUCCUUCCCAGAUAAGAAUUUGGAUAACCCGGAGAUUGCUGCUGAGCGGUUUAAAUUGAUCCAGGCAGCGUAUGAUGUACUGAGCGACCCUCAGGAAAGAUCAUGGUAUGACAGCCAUCGAGAGGCGAUUCUGAGGGGGGGUUUGAAUGCUGAUUAUGAAGAUGACAGUGUGGAUUUACUGCAGUAUUUCACCUCGGCCUGUUACUCUGGCUAUGGUGAUGAUGAGAAGGUCAGUUGCAGAAUCGCUUGGCAAAUGGUAAUGUCGUUCCCAGGGACAGGCUCUGCUGUGCUGUCUGGUUACUCAGAAUGAGUGGGCCCUGACUGAGCUACCCGUUACUGCUCCCUGUCAGUGCUGGUCACAUCCUAGCUAUGUGCCACAGUGCUCAGGGAAGGUGCCAGCCUACUCCUCAAUCAGCUGCACACCCAGGGACGGUGAGAGACAACACUCUCCAAGGGCUCACGUCCUUCCUGUAGUGAUUUACGCCCCCCCCCCUCACUCUAGUGCCCUCUUGCUGUGGUAUUUACCUCCUCAAGAAUAGGGCCCCUCUUCUUGGUGACGUCAUUCCCUGAAAACCCCUUGUCUGAUGUUUACCCGCCAGAAUGUCCCCGUUCCCUCCGUCUCUAUCUGAGAUU
Chiloscyllium plagiosum (whitespotted bambooshark) is the source of this 662-nucleotide messenger RNA. The record is from RefSeq and is a predicted model, not a curated record. Lineage: Eukaryota; Metazoa; Chordata; Chondrichthyes; Orectolobiformes; Hemiscylliidae.